AAUUGAAGAGGCUGUCAGUGAUUGACAGUCCGCUCGUUGAAUCAGCUUCAGCUUCCAGCGUGACUCGCUGACAAACCCACCCAGGUCCCGCCCACCUGUACUCCCGGUUCCCGGACUCUCUACAGCCGCCAGCCCUGCCGAGUGCCGCGCAGUGGCAGCGACCCGCCAAGACUCUCGGGCCGGCUGGGAUACUAAUUAAACUGCCGGGAAGACGACAUACCAUCAGGCGGGUCGCUAGAUUCGUCGAUUUUAACCGGCGACACGGACUAAACGCUUUCUCACUUAAAUGGAAGCGGGAGCUUUCGUGUCAAGGCGAACGUCCAUGGAAACACCAGGCGUCGACAGCCGGGUUACAAGCGCUACAGCCGGGGCAGACUUACGAUGGAUGGGCGGCAGGCUCCUGGACGCCACGGGGGACUUUGUCGGGUCUCUUUCACCGAGAAUGACAGGGGAACAGGACUUUUCCCCGGUGUUGCAUCGAGCAACGCUGGAGACCUCGACCUCCAUCGAUCCAGAAAUAGACUAUGAAGGGCUGCCUCAGGGAGCCGCCACCAGCACACACAUGCUGGCAGGAUCCGUGGCUGGAAUCAUGGAGCACUGCGUUAUGUACCCCAUCGACUGUGUUAAGACUCGUAUGCAGAGCCUGCAUCCUGAGCCAGGUGCACGCUACAGGAACGUGAUGGAUGGCCUGCGGCAGAUUGUGCGGACAGAGGGCGUGUGGCGGCCAAUCAGAGGGGUGAAUGUGCUGGCGGUGGGGGCGGGGCCUGCCCACGCUCUCUAUUUUGCCUGCUAUGAGAAAAUCAAGCUCUCGCUCGGUGACGCCAUUCACCCCGGCGCCAACAGCCACUUUGCGAAUGGAGCGGCGGGCUGUAUGGCCACAGUGCUGCACGACGCCAUCAUGAACCCGGCCGAAGUUGUGAAACAGCGAAUGCAGAUGUUCAACUCUCCUUACCGGGGCGUGCUCGACUGUGUCGGGUCGUUGUUGAGGCACGACGGCCCGGCUGCUUUCUACCGCAGCUACACCACCCAGCUGACGAUGAACGUGCCCUUCCAGGCGCUCCACUUCAUGACCUACGAGUACCUCCAGGAGCUCCUCAACCCCCACAGACAGUACAACCCUUCCUCCCACGUCGUGUCCGGUGCACUUGCCGGAGCGCUGGCCGCCGCUGUCACCACUCCCCUCGACGUCUGCAAGACCCUCCUCAACACACAGGAGGCUCAGGCCAUACACGUGAUCCAGGCCGAGGCGGCGACUGCAGCUGCUGCGGUUGGAGCGGCCACGGCCUCGGCCACCAGCGGCCGCCACAUCUCUGGUCUUGGCGAGGCUUUUCGGACGGUGUACAGGAUGGGAGGCAUGCCGGCCUUUUUCAAAGGCGUCCAAGCUCGAAUCAUUUACCAGAUGCCCUCCACAGCCAUCAGCUGGUCCGUCUAUGAGUUCUUCAAAUACAUUAUCACCAAGCGGCAGCACGAGAGACGGCUGCGUGGAGACGGCAACAAAUAAAACCCGGGCAGUUGGACUGUACAAGCAACACAAAGGGGGGCGCUCCGCUCAACUACUGAACAACUGGAGGUCACAGGAUGAAACUCGUGCUGGUGUACAGUGAACACAUCUUACAGUUUAUUUGAAAUGAAACAACUCAUCUGUCUUCACACAGCCUGUAAUGUAUUUUAUUAUUUACACUUAAAUAUUCUUUUAUUUUGUUAGAAGUGUGUGUGUGUGUGUGUGUGUGUGUGUGUGUGUGUGUGUGUGGAAAUGUUCAAGUUUCACAAAGUGUUUAUAAACUAAGGAUUUUAGUUUUUUAAGGCAUGUGUGGAACAAGAAAUACAGACGAACAGAACGCGAGUUCACCCGAGACGAUCACUUUUCUGUUUGUUUAGCACUUAACAGCAAAUACAAAACCGUAACUUUGAACAGAAGUACACAGAUUACAGUAACAGAUUACAGUAACAGAUUACAGUCACAGAUUACAGUCACAGAUUACAGUAACAUCACUUGGACACAUGCCUUCAGUUAGCCGCCGUACAUCCGACGCACAACUACUACAAAGAAAUCCUUGGAUAGAGAUGUAAUGAUGCGUUGAAGCCAUAAAAGAGGAUUAUAUUGUAUAUAAUAUAUAGUGUGUAUAUAAAUAUAGAUAAACAAACUAAGUUUUGAAACUAACCUGUAUGUUGAAUUCUACAAAGUUUGAUGAAGACCUUCUAAGUCUACAAACCCCUGACCUGGAAGGUAACGGCAGAAACCUGGAUUAUUCUGACUUCAGACAAACCCUGCGAGUAUGGAGAGAGAAAUAAAUGUGUAAAGAGUAUUUAAAAAUGAUUGUAAUGUUGCGCAGACGCUCUUGUGAAGCCAAGUUUUGUGAUUGGGAAACCAAAGACGGAGCUAUAGAGAGGACCUCGUGGUUUGUGGGACGACGACACUAAUGUGAAAUGCUUGAACACUGUUGGAGAGCGACACCUGUGUUUUGGGACUUGUAAAUAAACUCGCUGGCAGCUCCUCGCAGAAGCAGGGUCUUCUCUUGGUGCUGGCUCUCCGAGCGCUCAGAGACGCAUGUCUGCGUGUCUUUUUCUUUCCUUGCUUCACAAAUAUUGAACUUUUAUUCCAAGGCUCAAAAGUCCAAAUCAUCCGGUUAAAUACAUGUUUACAUGCAGAAUGAUUGGGUGAUACAUUAACUCAUUAACUUUAUAUGAAAGUAUAGUUCGUUACGACUCGGGACACAAACUAACCUUUGAAAAGCACAACUGAUGACGUUAGAGCUGGAGAUGACGAAGUAUUAAUAUCUAUGAAGUAUUAAAAGCUGAAAACAA
This is a messenger RNA of Cottoperca gobio, 2805 nucleotides long. RefSeq names its product mitoferrin-2-like. The coding region runs from base 287 to 1501 and encodes 404 amino acids. Gene Ontology annotation, cellular component: mitochondrial membrane. Gene Ontology annotation, biological process: iron import into the mitochondrion. Lineage: Eukaryota; Metazoa; Chordata; Actinopteri; Perciformes; Bovichtidae. The transcript is spliced from 5 exons. The record is from RefSeq and is a predicted model, not a curated record. Gene Ontology annotation, molecular function: ferrous iron transmembrane transporter activity.